Molecule: messenger RNA, 7510 nt
Organism: Pocillopora meandrina
Lineage: Eukaryota; Metazoa; Cnidaria; Anthozoa; Scleractinia; Pocilloporidae
Source: the annotation of a GenBank genome assembly
GAAACUGUCGUUGACUAAAAAUUAUUUGGUAGUUGAUAUGGCGGAGGGCGACUUGAAUGUGGACAGCAUAAUAUCCCGCUUGUUAGAAGGUUUAAAUUCUUUGUAAUCUUUUCUAAUUCCUUCGCCUCAUGUAGAUGAAAUACAAACGUUACCUUUAUUUUCUUAGCUCGCGGAAGACCAGGAAAGAGUGUUCAACUAGCAGAAUCGGAAGUCCGUGGACUGUGUCUUAGAUCCAGGGAAAUCUUUUUGAACCAACCCAUUUUGCUGGAGUUGGAAGCUCCUCUCAAAAUAUGCGGUAAGUAGGCUAUGGUGAACCGCUGAAGCCCUUUGCAAUUUAAUCAAGUGUUACUGGACGUCUUUAUCUAAGAACCAGAUCCGCAGUCAGUGAGCAAUGCCGAGUUGGAACGCGUAGCGUAGAUUUUUCAUGUCAUUUCAGCUUUAUUACUCGCCUUGUCAAUAGCUGGUCGGCUGUUCACUGCUUCUCCAAGUCUAUUUCUUUUAUAUUAGAUCACCUACUCAAAAUUUUCGUGUCGGUCUGUUUCUAGAAGAUCGGCAUUGUGUUUGACGGAGUAAUGAUCGACGAUUUGCAUGUGUUGAAAUCAUCUCGUUGACCUUAGUCCUAAACUAACUUUGUUUUGCAGCUCCUAAAACCUCUGAUUUACUUCGAGGAACUUCGAGGAAUUUUCAAACCAGGGAAAUAUAUUAAAAAGACUUGAAAUAAGUAAUUCGUACUUUCUGAUCAUCAAAACGCAAAAACGUAGCGAAAUAUUCAUCUGCGCUUGUAAUUUUCGAGCCUGACGAGGACUUCUAACAAACAAACAUGAACGAACUUAUCAAGGUAUGCUUUGGUCUUGUUCACUGAAAAAUUAUCGUGUUGAUAUUCUUCGAAAGCUGUGUAAAAAUACCACGUUAUUUAUUUUUUUUUUCCUGAAUUACAAAUAUUCCCGACUAUUCGUGUAGAUCGUGAAUUGGAUAUUUUAUUCGGGAGUUCCCGAGUUUAAGUUUGAUCUAUUAAUUUGACAUGAUCUCGUUUAUUUUGUGUCUUUGGUAUGUAGUUUUCGAUGAUAACUCUCGAUGAACUCAUUUUUUCGCUGCUAAAUCGCUGAUUAUUCGAGUAAGCAAGUUCAUACCAAGGUGCAAUAAAAAACUGUCAGGGAACAAAUGAAGUUUAAUUCAGAAAAUCAAGCUGUUCCUAGAUUACGAAUAAAUGCCUUCGGGUACGAAUAUUUUGACGUUUCUCAGGAAGAACUAUUGACCAAGAUUUUGGACAGGCAACAAGAAUUGAACCGCGGGUGUAGGCUUUUAAUUAAGAGGAAGAGACCGAAAUUGAUAAAAAAAAGGUUGCUGUUGUCAUCAACUUCUUUUAACGUUGCGAGAGUUCUUUGCUAAAUGCAAAUAAAUUUUACUGUAGCGACUAAUUGUACGGAAGUUGCAGUAGAUAUGCUUUUGUCAUGGUAAUAAUAGAUCGGUAAUAAUUCCGUGUAACUUGAUAUUGUUUACAGAAACGUAAACUAUGGUACUUACUUAUCUCCCUUCAACAUUGCGUCAUGAGUUUCAAGAUCGCCUUUCGAAUUGUUCAGGGCCUGUCUUAAACAGGCGAAAAAGAGAACAGGAGUUUCAUAGAAGAAAACACGUCUUUACUUGAAAAUAACAUACUAGCUGCCGUACAUCAGAAUUUCGUUUAUAUCGAAAUCUAGGUUACGGUGACAGCACGAUUCUCCAAGAUGUUAUUGGAAUCUUGUUUGAUCAUCACAAAUUGCUGUACUUUCAUUUUCCAUCCGUUUUCAAUAGUACCUGCAAGCUAUUCUGUUCUCAUAUUAAUUCUUUCGGAAUUACAGAAUCACUAGAAACUGCUCCUGGCAGAUGCAUCUAUAUUGUUUAAUAUUCUGAAGAGAGGAAAAAAAUCAUUAAUCAAAAAAUCAAUAACAUGGGUGUUAGGGUUAGUUUGUGCUUAGUCACAAAAGUAUAAUAAGAAAGAUAUUUUAAGGUCAUAUUGUCAUUGGUGGUUUUGACAGUUGUACAUCACUUAAAUGUGAAUGGUUGGGAUUAAUCAUCACUGUCUCUAUGUUUAACCAAAACAGAGUUACAUGUUUAUGAUACAGACAAAGAAUUUUCCUUUGCAUAUGUAGUUUAUUGAACAGUAAGUUUACCAUGUUAUGUGUGUUAGUGUGAAUAAUUCUGGUCAGCAUUUCAAAUUCUGGAGCAAGAAGUUUAUGGUUGAGGGACAGUUUAUAAAUAAAUUCUCAGUAUAGGUAGUGUUUUUAAAGACUUGAUAUCUUAAAGCACAUCAUUAUUCAUCUUUUCUAGCAAUAUUAGGGUCUGAUGUUGCCUAUAUGUAGUUACGGGUGUACGUGUCAGCACACCUCUCACAGAGGGCUUGAGAAAGAGCAAUACUUCAAUGACAAUUUAUUGAAUGUUAAGUAUCAUUUCUUGACACAGAUGAAUUACACAAACAGCACUUUCUAAUCUAAAGGAGGGGAAAUCGAUCAAAAAAGCAAUCUUGUGUCUCAGUUUCACAUUUCAUGGUGUGACGUUUACGCAAAAACUAACUUGGAUCAGGAGCAUGUUUUGUCUAAUUGCUUUUUUUAAAUUUUAUCUUCUUAUUUUGCAGGUGACAUUCAUGGACAAUACACAGAUCUUUUAAGAUUAUUUGAAUAUGGAGGUUUUCCUCCUGAGGCAAACUACCUGUUUUUGGGUGAUUAUGUGGACAGAGGAAAACAGUCUUUGGAAACCAUCUGUCUGUUGUUAGCCUAUAAGAUCAAAUAUCCAGAAAACUUCUUUCUUUUGCGAGGAAACCAUGAAUGUGCUAGCAUUAACAGAAUAUAUGGCUUCUAUGAUGAAUGUGAGUAUGGGCAAAGCAAAUUGGUUGAAAAUAAAUUUCAAUGUCAGAGCUAUUCUUCCGCAACAUAAUUUUUGGAUCAUGGGAACUGAUAUAUGUAGUUCAACCCCUCUGGAAAAUCCCUGUGGCUGGAUUUGUGCUACCACUUUUGGAUGUUUUUUUGCCUUUCUGAAACCUUUUUUCUUUUAAUUUCUUUAUAAAUGGUUCUUUCUAUGGUGGUGUUGUUAAUGGGGUCCUGAAAAGGAGGUUGAAUGAAGUCAUCUCAAAAAUUUUGUAGUUUUUUAAUUCCAAAAAUACUCUUGAUCGAGUGCCAUUAUUGGCUAAAUGAAAUUGCUUUGUGUUGUAUUUCACAGGCAAAAGGCGGUAUAACAUCAAGCUAUGGAAAACCUUCACCGACUGUUUUAACUGUUUACCAAUCGCUGCUAUAGUGGAUGAAAAGAUCUUUUGCUGCCAUGGGGGUGAGUAGAUAUUUAAUCAGAGUCAUGAUCAUAAAUCAAUGAUAAUUUUCUUGGCUGAUGUAUAUAUUCUGAAAUAAAAGUGUAUUGUUUAUUUUGGGUGGGAACUACAUCUAACUAUCUAUGAAUUAUCCUCUAUAUAACUUUACUUCUUAUUAUCCCACAUCUUUGAAAAUUUAAAAAUAUUUCUUUUCUUUUCUCUUCAAUUUUCUUCUGCUUGAAUGGAGAUUUGAAAACAUUAGUCUCCAGUGAAAACUCCAGUCAUCUUGAACUGCAAAGAUUUGUUUCAGUCUGCUAAACUCAAAACACACUAAAGUACAGAAAUGUAUUGUUUAAUAUUUUGAGGUUUUGAUUUCAUAACCUUAUCUCAGCCUCUUGUUUAUUUGUUAUGGUCUAUGUUCACAUCUAUUUUCUUACAUUGCAUGCUUUCAUUAUCUGUUUGCUUGCAGGUCUCUCACCAGAUUUACAGUCGAUGGAACAGAUUAGAAGAAUCAUGAGGCCCACAGAUGUUCCAGACACUGGUAAGAAGUGAAUAGAUUUAUGUUAUAGAGACAACAGACCUAAAAGAAACAAUGUUGUUGCUUAUUCAAGAGUUCAAUCUGCUCCAUGAGAUAUGGAGCCACUUAUUUCUUAACUUAAUGUAAACAUUAUUAGCACUUAAUUGUGUACAAGUUUCACUUUUCUCCUGGGUAACAACAGUGUUUUCAUAAGCUACCUUUUCUUUUUCUAAAUUGAAUCUUUUCUUUCAAUUUUCCCUCACUGACUGAUUUUUUUCCCCUAUAUACCCACAGGUCUUCUUUGUGACUUACUUUGGUCAGACCCAGACAAAGACACAAAUGGCUGGGGUGAAAAUGAUAGAGGAGUUUCCUUUACAUUUGGAGCUGAUGUAGUGAGCAAAUUCUUAAACCGUCAUGACUUAGAUCUCAUAUGCAGGGCUCAUCAGGUAAGGUUUGGAAUUACACUUUACAUGUUUACUGCAGAAAGUUGUACAAUCUGAACAAUAUAUAUAAUUUGGCCACUUUUAAGAGUUUCUAAAGGUGUGUUUUUGAGUUUCAACCCUUCAUGUUUCACUCUGAUAGAAGGGCUAGCACUCAGAAAGUCAGGUUUAGAAACUUUUUACACUGGCCAAUUUACAUUAUCAACUCAGUUGAUUAGCCAACCGUGGUAACACAGCACCACAGUUUCUUUAGAAACUUGCCCCCUUUAUUCAGUUAUAAAUUGCCCUCUGUUUCUUAAUUAUGUAACAAAUUUCAGUUUUUUAAUCAUGGUCUCUCUUUAGGUUGUGGAAGAUGGCUAUGAAUUUUUUGCCAAAAGACAGCUAGUUACGUUGUUCUCAGCACCCAAUUACUGUGGAGAAUUUGAUAAUGCAGGUGGAAUGAUGAGUGUGGAUGAAACUCUGAUGUGUUCUUUCCAGGUAUGAAAAGCACAAUCUUAUCUGUCAAUUUGGCACAUUUUGUUGUUUUGUUACAACCACUUGCCUUGCACUGCAAACCAUUGGGUCGUUACAAAUUGAUAUUUGAUUUAAGAUUUCAUACGUACAGGCAUACCAGUAGAGUAUUUUGAGCACAAUUCAAGUCAAGAAAAGUGUCACUUGCAUUUCAUACCUUGUAUACAAAAGGUACAUGAAAGUUCGUCAUUCAGAGCCCCAAGCCAUGCAAGGUUUAGCAUUUUCUGGCCUCACAUUGGUUACCAGAAAUACUAUAUUAGUCACCAGGAAAAACCAAACAAAGCAGAAACAAAUAUGUGAUGUCAAAUGACCCUGUCAAUUGCUGCUAUCAUAACUCUGAAAUCAUUGAUACCAUGUGAACCUUCAAGACUUCAAAACUACUAAACUACUAUAGCAUUUUCAUCACAUUUUAUGAAGUUAAUUGUUUAAUAUCUCAUAUUGCAUGGACAGACACAAUGAUGAUGCCAUUUGGACUAGAAUGAAAUUGUAAAGUUUUGCAUUUUUUCCCUCAGAUUUUGAAGCCAUCAGAAAAGAAAGCCAAGUACCAGUAUGGUGGAUUAAACUCUGGCCGACCUGUCACACCUCCAAGAGGUCCACCAAAAUCAAAAGGAAAGAAAUAGGCUUGAGAUUUAGUUGGCAAGCCUCGCUUCUUCUACUGAAAGGACUCUAAACUUGUUGUUUGUGAUACAAGUUAUCAAAUCCUCCUCAAUACUGAGAUAGUUGUGUUUAUUUUUGGCAAAAAGUCAACUCCUCCUAUUGGUGUCGUAGAUACCAUGUUUACUGCAGUUUCUCAGAAUGGAAUGGUCUGUAGAUCAUUCACAAGUUAUUUGUGAUAAAAUUAUUUUAGCUUACCUUAAACAGAGUACAUUUGCCAGACAAUUGGUUUAUCCUUUUACUUAUUUAUCUGAAAUUCAGUUUGUCGUGUGUUUGUGUGUUUUGUCUGGCAUUAAAAUGUUUUAUAAUUGAUUGAGAAAAGUGAAGCUUCUUGGCCAAGGUUCAGGAAUUUUUAAAGUUAAACAGUGCACUUGGCACACUUAGCAGUUUCUUCACAAAGUCAGUGGUAGAUGAAAUUGAGUUAAAACUGAAAGAUAGCUUUGAGUGUGAUGUUCAUGAUGACGUGGAAAGAUAACCAGCCAUUUCUAAGCCCUCUGCCUUAAAUUUAUUGGCUGCUUAUCUAUUCACUUUUAGUCAGAGUUCUGGAAGGUUUUUUCUUUCCUAGAAGUUACAAUUUCAGUUUGUAGUUAUUUUUGAUCACUACAAAUUAGAUGUUGCAGUUUUAUUCCUCUGUAAACCUACAACUGAAUUUCAAGGUGCAAAAAAUAGAUAAUUUAAUUAAAAUUUUGUUGCCAUCAAACAGGACUAUACUGAGUUUACUUGGUAUAUAUUUCUGUUGUAAUUCUAUUCAUAUAAUGGGCGAACGAGGCACAUCAAUCUGUAAUUUUAGUUGUGAAAAAAUGAAGUAGCAGUAGCAGUUACUGGUACAGAUCAUGAUUGAUUCUGAAAGUCUGUGUUUUCCAAAGAGGAUAGUCCUGAUGCACCUGAAAUAUUGGAUGCUACAUGUAUUUCCACCUCAUUAGCAGAUAAGGAAUUUGCACAGUUGAUAAAUAGUUUAACAAAGGAUAAAGGAUGUGGUCAUAAGCCAUCUUAAGAAGGUUUCAACUACAGUCUGAGUACUUCAACAUACAUUAUUGGUUCAAUGUUGCAAUCAUUAUUUUUUCAUGAAAACAGUAAUAGAUUGUGGUUGAUCUGCCUGUCUGUGUUAAAUUUAGUUUCACAGUUAUGUUCAUAAAGUAGAUGAAAUUACAUGUACUGAAAUUUUUAUUUCAACCACAAAAUGUAACUUUUGUAGAUUGUAAAUCCAAGAGCAACUCCAUGUUAGAAUCUACUUAUCAAAGUUUUGAAUGCUAAAACUUGUAACAAUAUAACUUGAGCUCCUUGUAGGUGAGCCUUGCACUAAAUUGCAUAAGGCAAGAUAGCCUGUAUUGCAGGCAGAGUUGAUUGCCAGAGAAGUAAAUUUUGACUUUGUCUUCAAUACAGACUGAAGAUGGUGUGCUUUUUUGCUACUGUCAGUGUUUCUGAGGUAAAGCCCUUUAAACCCAAGAUCUGUUUGUUAAUUCUCCCCUCUAACUGUAGUACAUUUCCUAAAUUAGUAAUGAGAAUUUGGUGUUUGAUAAAGAGAACAGCUUCUGCUUUAUAAGCAUUCUCAUUACCUGUGUGCUGGACAAUGUUGGAUGUUAAGUUUCAUGUUGAUUGCCACUGGAAGUUAGAGAGUUAAGAGAAAAGAGAGAGAUAUUGAUAGCUUUAACCCUUUCACUCCCACAAGUGACCAAGACAGAAUUUCUCCUUACAAUAUCAAUACAAUAUCAAGCAGGCAAGUGAUGAGAAUAGAGAAGAAUAUCAAUCAUGGGAUCAUUAGCUGAUCCAAUACCAAAUUCUCUAAACUAACAUCAUAAGAAUUGUAUGGCAGAUAGUAAGGAGAAUUACUAAUCAGAUCUUGGGAGUGAAAGGGUUAAAAGGAUGAUUUUCUUCUUUCCCAGUUGAAUGUCUAAAAUACAUUGUUAAAGAUUUGUAAAUUGCAUACUUAAAGCUUCCUUGUAAACAACUCUGUGACUUCUCUCAAUCUCUGAAACUCCUUGCUCAAAGAUGUGGACAAAGAGAUUGUGUGACUUUGUAGGAGCAUACUCAAGCUCAAGUUGUACUCUAAGUAUUUCAUGUGAACCAGUACAAAGGACUGUUUUGUAGAUGCAAACACUAGAGAUAACUAGUAAC